CCAUCCAUCCAUCCACCCACCCAUCCAUCCAUCCACCCUCCCAUCCCGGGCAGCCUCAUGCAGGGUGACCCUCGCAGGGCUCAGCCCUCACCCCGGUGCUCCUCCGUUGGCAGCAAGACGCGGAGGUGAACCUGCGGAAGGCCAAGCAGGUGUACAUGCAGCGCAGCGAGGAGCAUGAGAAGGCCAAGUACGUGGCGGUGAGAGCAGAGGAGGAGCAGCAGAGCACCGCCAGCAGCACCACCACCAAAACCCUGGACAAGAAGAGGCGGCUGGAGGAGGAGGCCAAGAACAAGGCAGAAGAGGCCAUGGCCACCUACCGGACCUGCGUGGCGGACGCCAACACGCAGAAGCAGGAGCUGGAGGACACCAAGGUGAACUCCCUGCGGCAGAUCCACGAGCUGAUCAAGCAGAGCGACCAGGUCAUCAAGCUGGCCACCAUCGCCUUCUACCAGAUCAUGCACAUGCAGACGGCGCCGCUUCCCGUCUACUUCCAGACGCUGUGCGAGAGCAGCAAGCUGUACGACCCCGGGCAGCAGUACGCCUCGCACGUCAAGCAGCUGCAACGAGGGGACGAGCCCGACACGCAGUAUGACUUCGAGCCUUACGUGUCCCACAACGCCUGGUCCCCCUUCACCCGCACGCGGAAGGGCAGCUUCAACGCCAGCGACUUCUCCACAAGCGGCGGCUCCGACGGGGCCGGGCUGCCCAGGGAUGGGAGCGGCACAGAGGGACCCAGGGAGACCCAGGGUGGGACGGUGGCGGAGCGCAGAGGGAGAGGACACCAGGUGCACAAAUCCUGGCCGACCUCCACCUCCGAAACCGACAGCAGCCUGGAUUCCAGCACAGGAGAGUUCAGCCACAAACUGCAGAGGCUGUCAUCCAACGGCACCAUGUCCUCGAGCGAGGAGCUGGGAGAGAAGGACGAGAACGCUGCCUCCUUCGAGCAGA
Numida meleagris (helmeted guineafowl) is the source of this 948-nucleotide messenger RNA. Its product is annotated as rho GTPase-activating protein 45-like. Gene Ontology annotation, cellular component: membrane. Gene Ontology annotation, molecular function: GTPase activator activity. The record is from RefSeq and is a predicted model, not a curated record. Lineage: Eukaryota; Metazoa; Chordata; Aves; Galliformes; Numididae. Gene Ontology annotation, biological process: activation of GTPase activity; signal transduction.